Molecule: messenger RNA, 1001 nt
Organism: Patiria miniata (bat star)
Lineage: Eukaryota; Metazoa; Echinodermata; Asteroidea; Valvatida; Asterinidae
Exons: 4
Coding region: 1-930 (309 amino acids)
Source: RefSeq, a predicted model, not a curated record
AUGACCUUUGCUGCUGACAUCAUCACUGUUCGCUUGUUUGUUACUCUUGUGACUUUCUUAGACUGCGUCCUGAAGAAUUCUGUCCUGAAGGAAUCUAAACUGAAGGCAACACUUCAAGGUCCGAGUUGCCGGUACCCCCCUCGUCAAACCUGUCUGCCGCAGCCCCUUGACGGCCAAGACAAGUACAACAUCCCGAGCGGUGCUCUGCUGAAUUUCAGCUGUUCGCGGACCGACUCGGCGCCUGCAGGUGCCGACCUGUACGGGUUGGACCGGGUACACUGUGAUGACGGGUGGUUUCAACCGGCAAACUUCCCCGUAUGCUUCGAUCGGUGCCAGAUCAAUGAGCAAAACUUGACAUCUGCCGGUCUGAACAUCAGCGGUGGGCAGGUGGCUGAAGGGAACACUUUGCGUAGUGGGGACAGCUACACGGUUCACUGCAGUGCUGUGGAUGAAACACUGUGGGGACAUGCGACCAUUUACUGUAUGGACGGGGAGUUUGUGCCUUCAGUCUUGCCCGUAUGUUGCCGUGACGGUGGCACAGUUGACAAAGAACAACCCUCGGACACCGUGUCGAUGGUGACUUUUGUAGCCGUGGUAGCGCCCACGGGUGUUGCCGCCGCUCUGCUGUUCAUCGCUCUCGUGGCCGUCUGGAGAAAGACACCGCCGCGAAGUGAGGAACGGUCGAAAGAAAGACAGAACAGCAGGGAAGUCAUGAUUGUGAACACCGCCUUCGCAUCCGAUCGUUCCCCGUCAACCUCGAUCCCACCGAACGUGCCCGAGCGACCCUCCAACAGUUACUUCUCCUCAGCCGGGGUCUCCGAGUCAUACCUCACGCCCACCGUCAAGGACCCGCCCACCGACAGCAAGGGCUCGAUCUACGACUACAUCGAUCCCAAAUCCACAGAUUAUUACCUUGAACUGGUGGCGUAGAUGGAGGUAAACUCAUAGUCGUUUUUGUGGGGAGUGUGGCCUAGUGGUAAGGGUUUGUGACUCAUGAUCAG